CUCAAGUGCAGCAAGAGAGAAGAGGAUGCCCGAAAUACCAGCAGUGCUCCUUUUUAAUGUCCGUGUCUUGUUGCUUUCAGCGGUGCAAAUGACCUGGGCAUGAUGAUGUGUGAUCAGGGGAGCGCAUCCGCGUGGCUCAAUGGCACUGGAGUUCACACUCCACAGCCAUGUGAGGAGAAAAUACUACUGGAGGAGAAUACUGGGAACUGUAGCGGCGGUUCCACCAGCAACUUUUCACUCCACUGCUGGCUCCAACUGCUGACCAAGGAAUCUAUCGUGGAGUUUCAAGGUGACAACUCCAGUUUACUGGUGCGUGUGAUGAUAGCGUGUGUCUACUCAGUAGUUUGUGCCCUCGGGCUAGUUGGGAACUCACUGGCUCUCUAUCUGCUGCAUUCACGUUACAGGCAGAAGCAAUCAUCCAUCAACUGUUUUGUUAUGGGACUGGCUGUCACAGACCUGCAGUUUGUUCUGACCUUGCCUUUCUGGGCUGUGGACACUGCCCUGGACUUCCGCUGGCCAUUUGGCAGGGUCAUGUGCAAAAUAAUCAGCUCGGUCACCAUCAUGAACAUGUACGCGAGCGUUUUCUUCCUCACCGCAAUGAGCGUGGCGCGUUACUAUUCAAUCGCUUCGGCGCUCAAGAUGCACAGCCGGAGGGCGGCUGCUGCGCGGGCCAAGUGGACGAGUCUGGCCAUAUGGGCAGUUUCUCUUUUGGCCACAUUACCUCAUGCCAUCUAUUCAACAAGUGUCCAGGUUUCUGAUGAAGAACUUUGCCUUGUUCGCUUCCCAGACUCAGGCAACUGGGAUCCGCAGCUUCUCUUGGGCUUGUACCAGCUUCAGAAGGUCCUGCUGGGCUUCCUGAUUCCCCUCAUCAUCAUAAUAGUCUGCUACCUACUUCUGUUGCGGAUCGUCCUCAACCGUCGCAUCGCAGGAUCAGCAGGACCAGAGGUGGAGCAGGGCCGGCAAAGGAGGCGCUCCAAAGUGACCAGAUCAAUCAUCAUUGUCGUCCUCUCCUUUUUUCUGUGUUGGCUUCCCAACCAAGCGCUGACUCUUUGGGGUGUGCUCAUUAAAUUUGACAUUGUGCCCUUCAGCAAUGCCUUUUACAAUGCGCAGGCCUAUGCUUUUCCUCUGACAGUCUGUCUGGCACACACCAACAGCUGCCUCAACCCGGUGCUCUACUGUCUAUUCCGACGGGAGUUUCGAGCUGGACUCACUGAAAUUUUGCUCCACGCCACACCGUCAGUCCGAAGACUGACCCAACAUCUGAGACGCAAGUCAAAAGUAGCAGAGGCUCCACCCGUCCUGGUUCUGGUCCAAAUGGAUGUCUGACUACAGCUACGACUGGUGUGCCAAUCCUCCCACAGAGGCGUUGUAAAUAUGUUCAUUCUCAUGGUCGGAAGAACAAGGAAGAGCAAAGGCUCAGUGAGAGGGUGACCCACUUUCACUUAUGUUCUGACUCUGCUUUUGAAACGAUAGCUUUACUGAUCCCAGGUGACAAGUUGUAAAUAUAGAAAACUGUCAAUCAGAGUGUUUCUGCUCUGAAAAGAAAAGCAGCAACAUGCCACUCAGCAUUGAUUUUGCAUAAAAUCUGACAGAUUGUGUUGUUGGUAUAUGUGUCGUAGAAACAUGUUCACAUAAAAAUCUGAUUGGAAUUUAUCAUUUGUUUAUCUGUUGUCAAAACCUUGGUGUCCAGCAUAUGUCACACUAUUUGGUCGGGUGGAUGUGGAUGAAAAAGGCUUUUAUUUAUUUAUUCCAUUUACGGUGUUUGAUGUAUUUAAUAUUGUGGCAAUGGAUAGUAUCUUUCUCUCAGUGGGUAAAGAACAGCUAAGG
Synchiropus splendidus (mandarinfish) is the source of this 1827-nucleotide messenger RNA. RefSeq names its product relaxin family peptide receptor 3.2b (gene rxfp3.2b). Gene Ontology annotation, molecular function: G protein-coupled receptor activity. The transcript has a single exon. Lineage: Eukaryota; Metazoa; Chordata; Actinopteri; Syngnathiformes; Callionymidae. Gene Ontology annotation, biological process: immune response; G protein-coupled receptor signaling pathway. Gene Ontology annotation, cellular component: membrane. The coding region runs from base 100 to 1326 and encodes 408 amino acids. The record is from RefSeq and is a predicted model, not a curated record.